AUGGGUCUCCUUUCUGAAGGAUGUCCGUUGUCGUGGUCUGAAACAAAACAGUACAGAGGCGAAGUUCGUAAACACGGUGUUUUACAGUUUCUCCACAUUUACAACAGAGAGAAAGACAGAGACCAUGAUGGUCUGAAAUGGAGAGAUGAGAUGGAGUACACCCUUUUGAAAUUUGACCACGAAAACGAGAAAGUUUACUGCAAUUUGAAGGCAAAGGAUGUUCUGGAUGAUUUGUCACUUGUAGAACUUACCGCAUCACCAGGGCAGCCCAUGGGAGAAAGUCUGGCAUAUUUCAACAUUAUUGAAUUGAACAUGAGAUUACGAAAUAGACGAGAAGAGAUGAAGAGAUUUUUGAACCAACCUGGAGAAGCUGUUCAGUCUAUCGUGGCAUUUCCAAGGCUGGGAUGCCCCAACUUUACGUUUCCAAUUUUUGAACCAACUCCGACCAAAGAAUUGUCUUAUUCGAUGUUUAUUCCUGACCAGGCUGUCUGUCAGAAUCAACUCAGAUUCAGUUUGAAACGAAAGGUCACUUUACAAUCUUGCAACAUCACGGAAGCAAGGUUCCUCUACGAUCAACUCGCGGUAGUGAGUCCCAUAUUGAUGGCUUUGUCUGCUGGAACUCCUAUUGCACGAGGAUAUCUUUCCGAUGUAGAUUGCCGCUGGGGAAUAAUUUCUGAGUCAACAGACGAUCGAACUCCUGAGGAAAGAGGCCUCGAGCCAUUGAAGGAAAACAGAUAUGUGAUACCGAAGUCACGAUAUGAUUCCGUGAGUACAUAUCUGUCAGCUGAAGGAAAUGGCUACAACGACAUCGACUUAGUGUAUGACGAAGAUAUUUACCAACAGCUCGUCGUUGCUGGCGUUGAUGAGCCGCUGGCACGACAUGUCGCACACUUGUUCAUCGGGGAUCCUGUGGCGUCUCUGUGCCUUGAAGACCUUUACAAAGAUGACGAGGAAAGCUCAGAUCUCUUUGAGAACAUAAACUCCACCAACUGGCAAACUGUGCGUUUCAAGCCACCACAGCCUAAUUCCUCGAUGGGAUGGAGAGUGGAGUUCAGGUCCCUUGAUAUACAACUGACAGACUUGGAGAAUGCCGCUUUUGUGACAUUUGUGAUACUCCUCACGAGGGUGAUUUUGUCCUUUGAUCUCAAUCUGCUCAUUCCUAUAUCUAAGGUAGAUGAAAAUAUGGUCAAAGCGCAAAAGAGGGACGCUGUCAGACAGGGAGAGUUUAGUUUCAGGAGAAAUCUGUGUAAAAGUGUUGCUGUGAAAGAGGCUGAAAAUUGCCCAAACGGCGACCUACGUCAUGACGGAGAGUUUGAAUUGAUGUCGAUUGACAAGAUUAUCAACGGCAAGGGAGAGGCUAAAGCCCCCGAACUCUUUGGAGAGUUCACUACUCCAAGGAUAGGUGACGCUAUAUUUAAGAAGUAUCUUGAAAUGAAAAGGAAGAUAAAAAACUUUGAAGAUGACAGUACUAUAGGAAUGACAGCUUGA
Stylophora pistillata is the source of this 1488-nucleotide messenger RNA. Its product is annotated as glutamate--cysteine ligase catalytic subunit. Gene Ontology annotation, biological process: glutathione biosynthetic process. Gene Ontology annotation, molecular function: glutamate-cysteine ligase activity. Gene Ontology annotation, cellular component: glutamate-cysteine ligase complex. NCBI's taxonomy places the organism in Eukaryota, Metazoa, Cnidaria, Anthozoa, Scleractinia, Pocilloporidae. The record is from RefSeq and is a predicted model, not a curated record.